AUGAUGUGUGAGAGCGAUAACGAAAGUGAGAACAAUUCGUCGGCUCACAUUUCUAUUUUUGAGCAACGCGCAUACAUUAAAAUCGAAACGAUUCGUGGUAAAACAGUGCCUGAAAUUCAUGCCAUGUUAAAUGAAGUGUGUGGAACGGAUACUGUGGAUCGUAGUACGGUGCAAAGAUGGCAUCAGCGAUUCCGUGAUGGUCGUAUAAGUAUUGAUAACAACCCUCGCUCUGGCCGACCCUCUACGGUUACUCAAGACAACACUAACGCGGCUAUUCUCGCAACUCUACUCGAUGAAGACCGACGAAUAACGGUGAGAGAGAUAGAGAAUGAAACAGGUAUUUCAAAAUCAAGUGUUCACCGCAUUUUAACGGAAAUUCUACAGAAACGAAAGAUUGCAGCACGUUGGGUGCCGCAUUUUCUGUCACCGGAACAGAAGGAUACACGCAAAGACAUCUGCGGUGAACUCCUUUCUCGCUACGAAAAUGAAAAAGAAACGUUUCUUGAUCGUAUAAUUGCAAUAGAUGAGACUUGGAUCCGUGNGUACGGUGCAAAGAUGGCAUCAGCGAUUCCGUGA
Molecule: messenger RNA, 576 nt
Organism: Cinara cedri
Lineage: Eukaryota; Metazoa; Arthropoda; Insecta; Hemiptera; Aphididae
Source: the annotation of a GenBank genome assembly